Penicillium atrosanguineum is the source of this 276-nucleotide messenger RNA. RefSeq names its product t-SNARE. The transcript has a single exon. Lineage: Eukaryota; Fungi; Ascomycota; Eurotiomycetes; Eurotiales; Aspergillaceae. Bases 1 to 276 code for a protein of 91 amino acids. The record is from RefSeq and is a predicted model, not a curated record.
AUGAUAUGCAACGUAUACUUACACUUGGGACUACGACUACCCGCAACCUCCCAGGGUCUGAAACUCUUCCUCAACGUCCAAGCAGUGCAGACCCUGGAUUUCGCCAAUUUUAAGGUUGAUAUGGGCCCACUCCUGCAUCAUGGCUCUAACAAGAUUACCGCUUUUGUGCCGACGUUGAGGUGGAACUACUACGUCCGCAGUGUUCACGAUGAGCUGGAGAUCUCGGGGUUGAAGCCGACGUUGACCACUUUGCUGGGGAAUGUGGAUGCGGACUGA